AAACUUCAGUUGUUCUAUGUCAUUGCAGUAGGUGCUCUCCGCCUGAGCAACCGGAAGUGCAUCUCCAGUAUGGCAGGUGAAGCUGGAAAGGGACGCCGGUCACCUCAAAUUGUAGCAGUCAUAUUAGUCCUGAGCUGUUUGGCCCAGAGUGCAACUUGUUUUAGCUUGGGAUGGCUGACUGAAAACGCUAAGCAGGGCAAAGUCGCUAGUGAGGCCACAGUGAUGGAAGUGAGGACUGGAAGCAUUUUCUUCAAUGGAAAAGAGCUCAAGUCCCAGUCUGCCUCUGCUGCUGCCACAGGGAAUGAUGGAUUGCUGCACGUUAACAUGGAUGAAUCAGGUGGCUCAGUGAUGUUGGAGCCGAUGUUUCAGCUCAAGAACAUCUCGGCCAAUGAAGAAGCAUGGAGGCGCUUAAAUCUUACUCUGCACUGUGUUUCGGACAAGAUGAAGUUGAGAGCAAUGGGAGCUGGAGCUUCUCACUUAAAGCUAGACAUGGGCAACACCAGUCCCCUGCCUUUGACCCAGGUGCCUGAAACCUGCCGUUUCUCUGUUAAGCAAAAUGCACUGGGUCUUGUUUUGGAGGUUCCCUACAAUGGAUGCAAUGUGACACAAGAGGAUGGCAAGUACUUGUUGCCAAUGCACUGGCUGGACACUCUGGUUAAACUCACCUGCCCGAUGUCGACAAGUUCUGAUCGGACAUCUGCUUCGACGACCCUCAAGCCUGAUCAGCAGCCAUGGCAACUUCCCGUCCCUCACGGGCUUCAGAGCCUGAAUCGUCGUAAGCGUCAGGCAAACCAGCCCCUGCCAGUCUACGAUCCUCGUCAUCCAUAUUAUCACUAUUGGUGGUGGUACUACUACAACAUGUAUAUGAUGCAACAAACACCAGCUCCUAGCACUGCUACCACUACUGCCACCCCCAGCACAACUACAUCUACAGUCACACCCUCUCAAACGAUUCCUCCUGCAUAUCCUUAUGUGUACUACCCUUACUAUUACCCCUAUUAUUACUACCCUCCAUAUACACCAGUGAUGACUACUACAGUGCCACCGACUACUACAGUGCCACCAACUAUUACAGUACCACCAACUACCACUGACACAUCUACCGGUGGAAUGACCACAUCUGCUCCAACAACUGUUCCCACGACUGUUCCCACAACUGUGCCCACGCCUGCUCCAACAACUGUUCCCACGACUGUUCCCACAACUGUGCCCACGCCUGCUCCAACGACUGUGCCCACGACUGUUCCUAUGACCAUGACCACGCCCGCUCCAACGCCUGCGCCCACAACUACAUCUGCCCCUAAAACAACCAAAGCCUGCACCACAAAGCCCACUGAUGGCCAAUAUCCAGGCACAAUGAAACCAUUUGUUCCUUUUGAGCAGUCCCAGUUUGUUCCAUAUGUCGUCUACAAGAAGGAUGGUAAGGUGCCAUAUGACAUGAAAUCCAUGCCUCAAGCUGGCCACAAAUCUGGACCCGAAGCUCGAGCACAGCCACCCCCACAUCCAGACUUCAGCUACUGGCAGUCUGCACCUUGGUUUCCCCAACAAACAGGUCAAGACUUUCAUCAGUUGGUCUGGCAAAAUCUGCUCCCUAAACAGACCUAACUCCAGAUGGGGCUGGUGUCCUGGUAAUCUGAACAUUGAAUAAACCUGUUUUACUUAGAA
Messenger RNA from Acanthopagrus latus (yellowfin seabream), 1665 nucleotides. Its product is annotated as tyrosine-protein phosphatase non-receptor type 23-like. The transcript has 5 exons. The record is from RefSeq and is a predicted model, not a curated record. Lineage: Eukaryota; Metazoa; Chordata; Actinopteri; Spariformes; Sparidae. Bases 70 to 1605 code for a protein of 511 amino acids.